Molecule: messenger RNA, 4463 nt
Organism: Jaculus jaculus (lesser Egyptian jerboa)
Lineage: Eukaryota; Metazoa; Chordata; Mammalia; Rodentia; Dipodidae
Gene: Uxs1
Product: UDP-glucuronate decarboxylase 1
Exons: 15
Coding region: 66-1343 (425 amino acids)
Biological process (GO): D-xylose metabolic process
Cellular component (GO): cytoplasm
Molecular function (GO): NAD+ binding; UDP-glucuronate decarboxylase activity
Source: RefSeq, a predicted model, not a curated record
CCGCGGCUCAUUGUGCAGCAGGCGGGCCGGCGCGGCAGUAUCCUGGGCCAGGGUGCUUCCCGGGCAUGGUGAGCAAGGCGCUCGUGCGCCUGGUGUCUGCUGUCCACCGCAGGAGGAUGAAGCUAUUGCUGGGCAUUGCUCUGCUCGCCUACGCUGCCUCUGUUUGGGGCAACUUUGUUAACAUGAGCUUUCUUCUCAACAGGUCCAUUCAGGAAAACGGGGAACUGAAAAUUGAAAGCAAGAUUGAAGAGAUUGUUGAACCAUUAAGAGAGAAAAUCAGAGAUUUGGAGAAAAGCUUCACCCAGAAGUAUCCACCAGUAAAGUUCUUAUCAGAAAAGGAUCGCAAAAGAAUUUUGAUCACUGGAGGUGCAGGGUUCGUGGGCUCCCAUCUGACUGACAAACUCAUGAUGGAUGGCCACGAGGUGACUGUGGUGGACAACUUCUUUACGGGAAGGAAGAGAAAUGUUGAGCACUGGAUUGGCCAUGAAAACUUCGAGCUGAUUAACCACGAUGUGGUGGAGCCCUUGUAUAUUGAAGUUGACCAGAUAUACCAUCUGGCAUCUCCAGCCUCCCCCCCAAACUACAUGUACAAUCCCAUCAAGACAAUAAAGACCAAUACAAUUGGGACCCUGAACAUGCUGGGGCUGGCAAAGCGCGUUGGUGCCCGUCUGCUCCUGGCUUCCACAUCGGAAGUGUAUGGAGAUCCUGAAGUUCACCCUCAAAGUGAAGAAUACUGGGGCCACGUGAAUCCAAUAGGACCCCGGGCCUGCUACGAUGAAGGCAAACGUGUCGCAGAGACCAUGUGCUAUGCCUACAUGAAGCAGGAAGGCGUAGAAGUGCGUGUGGCAAGAAUCUUCAACACCUUCGGGCCACGCAUGCACAUGAACGAUGGAAGGGUGGUCAGCAACUUUAUCCUGCAGGCACUACAGGGGGAGCCGCUCACUGUAUAUGGAUCGGGGUCUCAGACAAGGGCAUUCCAAUAUGUCAGUGAUCUGGUGAAUGGUCUGGUGGCACUCAUGAACAGCAAUGUCAGCAGUCCUGUCAACCUGGGAAACCCAGAAGAGCAUACAAUCCUGGAAUUUGCUCAGUUUAUUAAAAAUCUCGUUGGUAGUGGCAGUGAAAUCCAGUUUCUUUCUGAAGCCCAGGAUGACCCACAGAAAAGAAAACCAGACAUCAAGAAAGCGAAGCUGAUGCUGGGUUGGGAGCCUGUGGUCCCACUGGAGGAAGGGCUGAACAAAGCCAUUCACUACUUCCGGAAAGAACUGGAGUACCAAGCAAACAAUCAGUACAUCCCCAAACCAAAGCCUGCAAGGAUAAAGAAGGGCCGGACACGCCAUAACUGAGUCACUCUUAGGACAUGAGACUCCCUGUUUUACACUUGAUGAGAUGAAUUUCUUUUAUUUUGUUUUGUUUAUAUGUGCUUUUUUAAAAAAGACUUAAAUAGAUGUUAUGAAGAACAAACUGGAAUUUCAUGCUGAAGCUUGCUUUAAAGACAUGGAUGUGCCUAGAAGCUCCCUCAAAAACCUGCAGACUUUGCCUUGCACUUUUUGAAUCUGUCUUUUUAUGUAAAAUAGCCUAGAUGCAUCUCUGCUAUUUUCAAGUUUUUUUUAUCUUGCUAUUAGAGCAUAUGUUGUGACUGUCAUUGACAGUUUUAUUUACUGGUUUCUUUGUGAAGCUGAAAAGGAACAUUAAAUGGGAUGAAAAUGCCGAUUUUAUUUAUAAAAGUAGGUACUUUUAAAUAAGACGUUAUACUAUGCAUAAAGAAUAAAAAACGAGCAGUAUUGCCAGGUGGAUGGUACACCAGCAUUUUUUUCUCAGACAGAUAAAAGAAUUCUGUUUGAGAGCUUUGUUUCUUUUUUAAUUCAGAGUUUUUCGAAGGUCUAGUUUUUAGUUGCAAACAUGAUUUCAAAACACUUCUGUUGGACAUUAUCAAGGAUAUUGGAAAUCACUACUGUGUUGUGCUGCAGAUUUGGGGGCGGGGUGGGGGUAUAAACAAUGUAUUCUGGGUUUAACAGUGGUAAAAUAUGCUAUUUUAAUAAAAUAAUGAAACUUACCAGUCAUGGACUUUCAGUUUCAGAGGUUGGAAUUGUUACUGUGCAUAAGACAUUGUCAGAUUGUUAAGAAAAUACUGGAGAAUUUAAUUUGGGAAAAUUCAAAGAAUAUUUAUUUAACUAGAUGUGUGACAUUGGAAGUAUUUACAUGCAACUUGAGUCACAUCUGUGUCUAUAACAGAUUGUUUGUCUCUUGCCCAAAAUAUGUGAGACCAAGUAAAGUGGCUCAAAUUUCAGAAUUUUGUUUUAAUUUAGGAAUAUUUGUAUACACUGUAUAGGUUAAGCAUUCCUAAAGCCAAAAUACGAAAUGCUCUGAAGUCUGUAAAUUCAAGUGUUCUGCCAGCACCUAAUAUUUUUAAGUUAGGUAGACUCACCUUCUGUUAACUGUUGCAAGAAAUUCUCAGGCUUUACCCAAGGGUAGAAUACUUCAUGUCACGGGCAACACAAACCAGAACAGUAUGACGAUGUGUCUCAUGUAGAUUUUAGACAAGGCUUAUCAAGUGAAAAGUUAUUUUCAUUAAGGAUUUCCAAAGCUUGGUGUUGGGAUUUAUUUUUCCUCUUACAGUGAGUGGGAGAACAGUGUGCUGUAAGCUACAGUAUACGGGCUCUGCAUGAGCAGCAGCAGCCUGGACAGGUGCCGGGUGGCUGAAGUGUGGACCACGUGCCAGAUAACGAAACAGGGAAUCAGAAGCAUCUAAAAGUGGGAGAACCUGUGAAACCUGCGUUGUGUCUGUCUUCAAGAUUACUGUGGCAUUGCAUGGUUAAGUCAGUGUCUCUGCAAUCCAGGAGUGGCUUUGUCAUGCUUAGUUCACCAGAAGAUUCUGAGCUGGGGCUAGAUUGAGUGCAGUGUGAGAAGGAAGAAUCAAGAGUGUUUUUUGCAUAUCUUCCUCCUCCCUUUCUUUCUUUCCUUUGUACAUGCUAAGCACCCACUUGUACACUGAGCUACAGCUCUAACAUCUUGGUCUGAACUAAGUGAUUCAUUAUUGUGGAGGUGAAGUGUACAAAAUUGGGAAGCUAACUAGGGAACUACUAAUAGUGACAUUGAACUAAAAACUGUGAACAGAAAUGGGUCAAAGUUGUGCUAAGUUGGGAAGCAUUGGGAGUACUCAAACACUCUAGAAUCCAGAAAUAGUUUAGUACUUGUAAUAUCUGCACUUCUUUCAUGGAAUUUAUUCUUCUCGUUUGCAUAGAAUAUUUUCAGGAUAACAGAGAAGAGGCAGAUGAGUUUACCCCCAAGAAAAGGGUGAUGUGUCCAGCGAGGUAACAUGAGCUUUAUUCUGGGCAGAGAGGAAAGUGAAUUUGAGGGGGCUGGAGAUAAAUAGACAAACAGGUACUGGCUGCUGUGAUCCAAACUCUUGUGCUUCCCUGAUCUCCAUUGUAAUAAUAUUCAGAGGUGAAGUGUUUGUGUAAAGUGAUUUGGUCAGGAAAGGGGUGCUCUUAUGACUGACAUUGGUACCCUUAUAAAAGAGCCGAAGGGAUCUUGUGUGCCCUUAUUCCAUGUGUGUGACUGAGAAGGCACCAUCUGUGAACUGGAAAGUGCUCCUUCACUAGACAACAAAUCCAACAAGACCUUUAUGUUAAACUUUCCAACCCUCAGAACUAUGAGCAGUACAUUCCUAUUGUUCAUUAGCAACCUAACCUAUGGUGUUUUGUUAUAGCAACCUGAAUGUACCCUUUGGUGGUGGUUCCCUGUAAGAGUUACCAUGCUGUUGCUUGUGGGGAUGAGAGGGAUGAGAUUGUGCAGUUCUGUUGUUACUUCAUUGAGUUAUGGCAGGCUCAACAAUGUACCUAUCAACUUGAAUGCACUGGACUCCAGCUGUGUUCUCUUGAAUUCUGACAGGAAUUAUGAAUUUUAAUAUUUCAAUGUAUGUUAAAAUGAUUUCUUUUCAUGAGCAUACCCUUUCUUGAUGGUCAGUACCUUUGGUGGGCAGCUGGAAAGUGUCAUUAAAUCCAAGAAUUGAUGUAUGAUGUUCUUUGCCUCAAAGCCAAUGGGGUUGGCUGUUAGAAUCACCAAAAUUAAGUCACGUGUUUUCUUGGCUGUGUUCUGUUUGUAUCUUAGUCAUGAUGGGGAACAAGGGCUAUUUUGUUAUGGGAAGGAAAAAUACUUUUUCAAGAAACCUGAUGUGAUUUGCAAGUGGCUGAAAUGUGUCUCAAGAAUUUAUAUAAUAAAAUGUAAGCCCCCAUUUUGUGUGUUACAAAGAAGCUGUGACCUGAGUCCAGUGAUAGUGUUUCAAGCUGGAAUCUUUGGGAAGUGAUUAGGGUUAGAUAACAUCACGAAGGGUGCAAUCUCCUUGAGUGUAUCCUGGUGGCUUCAUAGGAAAAGGAAGAUACCAGAAAACACAAGUGUCCUACCUCUUGCCAUCACUAGAUAUGACCUCUAGAAUUGGACAAAAUAAAAAUUUUUAAAACUUA